AUGGCCAACGACUCAUCGGACACACCAUCCAAGAGAAAAUGUCUUGGAGCAGACUGUGAAAAUGACGCUGGAGAUCUGCAGUGCCCGACAUGUCUAAAGCUUGGCGUGAAAGAUAGCUAUUUCUGCUCUCAGGAUUGCUUUAAGAAGAACUGGAGCCAACACAAGGCCCUCCACAAAACCGACCAAGGCAAGCCUCAAAAUGGCAUCAUCCAUAGAAUUAUAACUCCAGGGCUUGUCUCUGACCCCGAUCCAGUUACCGCAGCGUACAAUCCUUUUCCGACAUUUUCCUACCCACCUGGCACUAUCCGACCUGUCUAUCCACUUUCUCCGAGGCGUACCGUUCCCAAGUCAAUACCACACCCUGACUGGGCCGAGACUGGCAUACCAAGGGGUGAACUGCGCUUGAACAGAUCCAAGAUUGCUAUCUUGGACGCCAAGGGACAGGAGGCAAUGCGGAAAGUUUGCGCAUUAGCUCGAGAGGUAUUGGACAUCACCGCUGCAGCGCUCAAGCCUGGAGUAACCACGGAUUACCUCGACGACGUCUGCCACAAAGCUUGCGUAGAACGGAAUUCAUAUCCUUCUCCCUUGAACUACAACAACUUUCCCAAAUCGCUUUGCACUUCUGUGAACGAAGUGGUUUGUCAUGGAAUACCUGACCAGCGAGUCCUUCUCGAUGGCGAUAUCAUCAAUCUCGACAUAUCCUUAUAUCACGAGGGUUAUCACGCUGAUGUCAACGAAACGUACUACGUGGGCGAUCGGGCCAAGGCGAAUCCUGAUGCGGUUACAGUGAUUGAAACAACACGGGAAUGCUUGGAUAAAGCGAUUGAGCUUGUGAAACCUGGGACUCCCAUACGAGACUUUGGUCGCGUCAUUGAGCAGCAUGCCAAGUCCAGGGGCUGUAGCAUUAUCGCUACUUGGGGCGGCCAUGGCAUUAACACUGAGUUCCAUCCGCCGCCUUGGAUCCCACAUUAUGCAAAGAACAAGGCCGUCGGAGUUUGCAAACCCGGAAUGGCCUUCACGAUUGAGCCUAUACUCACGUUGGGGAAACCUCGUGAGGUUUACUGGCCGGAUAAGUGGACAAACGUGACUGCUGAUGGCAGAUUGACUGCCCAAUUCGAACAUACCUUACUUGUCACAGAAACAGGCGUCGAGAACUUGACUGCGGCAAAUGAGAAUUCUCCAGGAGGCCCAGUACAGAUGCCGACUACGAAUGAAACAGCAGCAGCCAACAGCACAUCUGACGCAUCGUCCGGCCUACCGAUAUCGAGUCAAGUGACAUCGCAGGGUAUGGAACGGUGA
Pseudomassariella vexata is the source of this 1299-nucleotide messenger RNA. RefSeq names its product putative methionine aminopeptidase, type I. Bases 1 to 1299 code for a protein of 432 amino acids. The transcript has 4 exons. Gene Ontology annotation, molecular function: metalloaminopeptidase activity. The record is from RefSeq and is a predicted model, not a curated record. Lineage: Eukaryota; Fungi; Ascomycota; Sordariomycetes; Amphisphaeriales; Pseudomassariaceae. Gene Ontology annotation, biological process: proteolysis.